UAAGGAAGUGGAGCUUGGUCGAUUCGGCUCUGCGGGGAAGCAUGACAGAUGAUAAAGUCUUAAGUUCAAAAUAAUUUUAAAACAAAAGGUCUUGAAGGGUACCAGACAUGGAGAACUGGAGCCUUAUUUCACUAUGCGUGUUGUUGGGUUUAACGACGAGGUGGGCUGUGUCUAUAAACUCUUAUUCAGGUGCAUAUAAACCGCCGAUGUUCGGAGAUUAUGAAGCACAGAGACACUGGCAAGAAGUAACCUACAAUCUACCUGUCCACGAAUGGUAUUUUAAUACUACAAAUAAUGACUUGAACUACUGGGGUCUUGACUAUCCUCCACUGACAGCCUAUCAUAGUCUAAUGUGUGCAUAUGUAGCAAAACUGUUCAAUCCUGACUGGGUGGAACUGCAUGCAUCUAGAGGUUAUGAAAGUCUAUCUCAUAAAUUAUUCAUGAGGGCAACAGUUCUUUUUGCAGAUGUUUUGAUCUACAUUCCAGCUGUUUUGCUUUACUGCUUUUACCUUUGUGAUGGGUCCCCAAAACAAAAGGUUGCCACAGCUCUAUGCAUCCUUCUCUAUCCAGGACUUAUGCUGAUUGACUAUGGCCAUUUUCAAUAUAACAGUGUGAGCUUGGGCCUGGCCCUAUGGGGCAUUUUGGGACUCGGUUUGGGCUGGGACCUGUUUGGUUCCUUUGCUUUUACCUUGGCUCUCAAUUACAAGCAAAUGGAAUUAUACCACGCACUGCCUUUCUUCUGCUUCCUCCUGGGAAAGUGCAUCAAACAUGGCUUGACUGGUCGAGGAUUUUUACGGUUGGCCAAGAUCUCAUUGACUGUACUGGGGACCUUUGCCCUCUGCUGGCUGCCCUUUUUGUGCAACCCUCAACAACCUCUGCAGAUUCUUCAUCGCCUUUUUCCCGUUGAUCGCGGACUGUUUGAGGAUAAAGUGGCUAACACAUGGUGCAGCUUGAAUGUGCUGAUAAAGAUCAAGACCCUGCUGUCCAGAGAGACUCAGCUGUUCCUCAGUUUUGCGCUCACUGUUUUGUUCAUCUUGCCUUCAUCAAUAAAACUGUUGUUCAGACCAACUCUGUGGCAGUUUAAGCUCGCUUUGGUAAACUCCUCCCUGGCGUUCUUUCUGUUCUCCUUCCAAGUCCAUGAGAAGUCCAUACUUCUAGCAGCCUUACCAGUUUGCCUUGUCAUCAAUGAAAUACCUCUGAUUGCCAUUUGGUUUCUUCUCACGUCAACUUUCAGCAUGCUCCCCCUGCUGUUGAAGGACGGCCUUCUGCUGCCAUACGUAGUGACCUCACUGGCGUUCCUCUUUCUGAGCCUGUAUCUGCUCUCUGCUUUAGAGAGGAGUGUAGAUAAAGAACUAAGUCUGGGCAUCCUUCACAAACUCUCACAGCACUGUCUCCCUAAACUCAAACUCGGCCAGAUCAUUAAAGCAAAGUUCUGGUUGUCACUAGUGGCCAUGGCUGGUCUGAGCUUUGCAAGCGUCUGGCUGGAGCCACCGGCCACGUUGCCCGACCUGUUUCCAGUGCUUGUAUCCGUUCUCUCCUUUCUACAUUUUCUGGGCUUUGUCAUAUAUUUUAACUACAUUCAGUUGUGGGAGCCACAGAAGCAAAAGAGUCAAAAGAAAACGAACUGAAGGGAGAACCAUGACUAGUCCUGUCAGAAGACAUGAACAGGAUGGGAAUAGUUUGGGAAAAUUCAAUUUCCACUUAAUGAGGUUUGCGGAACUUGUUGAGAACAGUGAAUCCAGUGAAAGAAGAUACAGUUCUGCCAGAAUUUCUCUCACUUGUUUGUCAUGAAGGGAUACUUCACCGAAAAAUUAAUAUUAACUCACCUUCGAGUUGUUCAAAAUCUGUUGAAAUGUCUGUGUUCUGAUGAACACAGAGAAAGAUAUUUGAAAGAAUGCUUAUUACCAGACAGAUUUUGCCCCCCUAUUGACCAACAUAGUAGGAAAAAUACAAUGGUAGUCAAAAGUGCCCCAGAACUGAUUACUGUCCUACAUUCUUCAAAUUGCAGUAUGUAAAAGUAAAUUUUCCUACUGUGGGAGACAAUGGGGGGCAAGAACUGUUUGGUUAUAAGCUUUCUUCCAAAUAUCUUUCUCUGCGUUCAUCAGAACAAAGACAUUUAUACAUAUUUGGAUCAACUCGAAGGUGUGUAAAUGAUGAUAGAAUUGUAUGCUUUUAAGAGACAAAUUCAGUGGGAUAUUGGUAUUGUGUCAAUGACCAGACAAUAAGGGACCAGUAGUGCUUUUUUGUAAUAUUUUUGAUACAUUAUUAAAUGUUUCUUUUUUUACCAUAUUUGUUAACAUGGGUAUUAGUGCUCUUCUAAUGACCCUACAUUGACAUUGAACAAAAUGUGAUGCCAAAUAAAUGAAGAUGGGGAAAAAUGA
Triplophysa dalaica is the source of this 2381-nucleotide messenger RNA. It is a transcript of the gene alg6, whose product is annotated as ALG6 alpha-1,3-glucosyltransferase. The transcript is spliced from 14 exons. Gene Ontology annotation, molecular function: dolichyl pyrophosphate Man9GlcNAc2 alpha-1,3-glucosyltransferase activity. Gene Ontology annotation, cellular component: endoplasmic reticulum membrane. The record is from RefSeq and is a predicted model, not a curated record. NCBI's taxonomy places the organism in Eukaryota, Metazoa, Chordata, Actinopteri, Cypriniformes, Nemacheilidae. Gene Ontology annotation, biological process: protein N-linked glycosylation. Bases 108 to 1628 code for a protein of 506 amino acids.